UACUCUGGGCUGGCUUUCGUGGCCAGCAUUACAGGAUAUAAGGCUAUGAGAUGUGUACUUGUGGUUCUAAGUUUGUACUGGUAUUCUUCUCUGUGUCUCUGUGAACUAGCAAGAACUUAAACAGAAAUAUAUCACACACAUGUACCAGAAAAACAGACAACCCGACAAGCAUAACAAGGAGAGAAAUACUAAAUCAUUUGCUAAAUGCAUCCAGAUAUGACGCAAGAAUUGCCCCAAACUAUGAAGAAGAUCGAGCUACAAACGUCACUUUGCAGCUAUAUAUCCUCAGCAUUAAUUCCAUCAACGAAAUGGCAAUGGAUCUUUCAAUGGAGACGUUCCUUAGACAGACGUGGGUAGAUCCGCGCCUGAAUUACGAGCACCUGAGUAAUUUCAGCAACCUUGAGCUGGAUCAGAGAAUGAUGGCGGACGUAUGGGUCCCCGAUACCUACUUCCCAAAUGAGAAAGAGGCUCAUUUUCACGUCGUUACGGUUCCGAACAGGCUUCUUCAUAUAAGCAGAAAUGGCACCGUUUUUUACAGUAUUAGGUUGUCUUUAACACUGACUUGUCGGAUGAAUUUGUAUAAUUAUCCCAUGGACGAGCAGAACUGUCCAAUUUACAUAGAAACCUAUGGCUACACUGAAGAGAAUGUGCUUUUUAACUGGAAGUCUGUGGAUGCAGUUCAGGUGGACGAUGUGGAAAUGCCGCAGUUUUACUUCAGAAAGAGUCCCGCCAUCAGCAAGUGUACCCGAACAUUCAAAUAUGGCUCCGAGGCAACCUUUACUUGUUUAUCAACCACUCUGCACCUUCAACGCAACAUCGGCUACUACAUGGCACAGGUCUUUGUUCCCAGCAUCCUUAUCGUCAUCCUGUCGUGGGUGUCUUUCUGGAUACACGUGGACGCCAUUCCCGCCCGAAUUUCCUUGGGCGUGUUGACAGUGCUCACCAUUACUACACAGAGUGCUGGAAUACGGGCGUCUUUACCCCGUGUGUCUUACAUUAAGGCGAUAGACGUGUGGAAUUCCGCCUGUCUUGUGUUCGUGUUCACCGCUUUGUUGGAGUAUGCUUAUAUCAAUGUUCAAACACGGCGUCAUCAAAAAUCUGCAUCAAAAGAAACCCUGUUGACGAUACAGGCCUCCAACCCUUUGGUCCUCUCCCAGGGCGUAGCCCCAGCACGUUGCAUAGACGUCCGGAAGACUAUCGGAGCGAGAGAAAUGGACUACCUGAAGAGAGCACGGACUAUCGACAGGGUUGCGCGAUUUGCCUUCCCGAUCUCAUUCGCCAUUUUUAACAUUACAUUUUGGAUUUACUACAUGUUUGCACAUGAUUAUCAAAAUGAUUGAACAGAAACUGUUUGCAUGUUAAUUGCCUGUAAUGAGUUCAAGAUAUGCAGAUGUAAAAAAGAAAAAUGACGUUAAGACAUAAAUGCCAAGUGUUUCUUAAACAGACUUGUUUAACUUUGUUAAACAGAACAUUAAUUACUGUUUAUGUUAAUUACACUCUAUGGUAUCUUUUUUUAAUUAAAUAGCAUUCCGUCGUCAAAAAUUUUUGAUGAAGGGGACCCAUUGUAUCCACGUUUGUCCGUUGUCAAGCGUCGUCAUUCGGGCAUUUAAGCCUUUGAACAGUUGAGCUUUAUUUUGUUACCUUAUCCAAAUGUGCGUAGCAUGCCAUCUGUAGGAGAAUUAAAAUCUUGAUCCUUGUCUCUUUUAGUUAAAAAAUAUAAUCUAACUAAUUAUCUAGUUUUUUUUACUUAUGUAUCAGUCUUUUGAGUUGAGUAACCCUUCUCUAUUUAUAAUUAAAUUGGCAUUUUAUCAAUCUGUCAUAUUUUAAAUUUUGAAUUUACUGGGUGGGCAUAAAUACAAAAUUUACAACAUUUUUGUCAGGUCGUAAAUCUUGUAUUUACACUCACGCAGUAAAUUAAAAAAUUACAACACAACUAUGUUGUAAAUUUUUAUUCACUCACCAUGUAAAUUAA
Messenger RNA from Magallana angulata, 1972 nucleotides. Its product is annotated as glycine receptor subunit alpha-1-like. Gene Ontology annotation, biological process: chloride transmembrane transport; signal transduction; nervous system process. Bases 309 to 1340 code for a protein of 343 amino acids. Lineage: Eukaryota; Metazoa; Mollusca; Bivalvia; Ostreida; Ostreidae. The record is from RefSeq and is a predicted model, not a curated record. Gene Ontology annotation, molecular function: extracellular ligand-gated monoatomic ion channel activity; chloride channel activity; neurotransmitter receptor activity. Gene Ontology annotation, cellular component: neuron projection; membrane; synapse. The transcript is spliced from 9 exons.